GUAGCAUCCCCCUCUCCCAUUCAUCUGCCUCUCCCGGGCUGCCUUCCUUCAUGCUUAAGAUGCUGCAUGACCACAGCACACAUGUGUAAGCCUUGCACUUGUCACUCAACAGCAGAUGGGGCAGCUUUGAUGGGCAGCAUCGCUAUUGAAAAGCUCAACGAGUGAAACCGAUAGCAGCUGGUACUCGUGAAGGUCGGUAAUGGACAGUGGUAAACAAGAGGCUUUAAGGUGUGUUGAUGUGCCGUCAGUGUUUCUCACUGGUGUCCACCAGGCAUUCGCAGAGAAGAAGAAGAAGGUUGCUUUGGAGUUUCAUCAUAUGCGGGUCGUCAGAUGACUUGGCAGCAGCUGGUACAGUAGUGGUCAGCCAGAUGAAGAUGGGAGAGAUUGAGGACGGAGAAGUGGACCACAUUGCGGCCGAUAUUCAGGGCCAGAAGUGUGCACUGGUGUGUGAGACACUGCACGGAACAACAAAUGAUAAAGAUUACGGCCCUCUGAUGAGUGUUGUGUUCAAGAACCCGGUGUGUAAGGUGUACCGGUUCCAGACGGUGGACAGUAAGUGGAUGCUGGUGCGUGAGCAGAUGGGGGAGAGCACGCUGUCCUUCACCAUCCCAAAGCAGCUCAUUACUCUCCACAUCCAAGAGGACUCCAGGAGGAUACAAGAGCUAAAGGACCUUGGAGAGCUGUCACCGCACUGGGACAACCUGCGUCGAGAGGUCAUCACACGCUAUGACCAGGUCAUCAGAAGCUACCAAGAGACUCUGGAAGAGCUGGACAAGCUAACAGGACCCUCGUUUAAGCCCAGCUGCAGCAAAGCUCAGAGGUAUCUGGAGUUCAUCCCAAUCAACCUGCACACCCAGAGGAUGAGGGUCACCUGCCCCAGGAGAACAGAUGCCUUCUAUGACAUCAUCACAGUGGGGGCUCCGGCUGCGCACUUCCAGGGCUUCAAGAGUGGCGGGCUGCAGAGGCUACUGACCCGUUAUGAGAGCGAGAAGAAGAGCUACAGUACAGCGUACCAGUGUAUCUACUACUCUCCGGAGCAGACGGCUAGGGCGAGGGAUGUGCUGGGGAACCUGAGCGAGCUGCAGCCCCUCAUCUCCAGCCUGGCCGACCGGCUGCUGCAGGCUGCCCAGCAGCGCUCAGCCGAUGCCCUGAGGGACACCCUCAAGAGCCUCGCUGAGAAGACGGAGCAGUUUGUGCACGCUCUUAAGGAUGAGCUGGUGAAGAGUGCUCUGCUGGCCCUGCACGCCGCGAGGCCCGGUUAUGUCUCCAAGACCCAGACCCAGACCCAGAACCAGACGCCACUGCACCUGCGGCCCCAGACGCCCAGCCAUCCCGGCCAGAUGGGCCCGCAGCCAGACGCCGUCGUCUGCAACAAUGUGGACGGAGCGCAGACACCCACCAAAGAGGAGCCGCCGGCAGCGGCACCGCUGGAGCGCCAGAACUCCAUCCCACACCACAAAGAGUACGACGAGGAGGAGUGGGACAGGGUGUGGGCAAACGUGGCCAAGUGUCUGAACAGUGUGAUCGCCGUGGUGGACAAGCUGCAGGGGCAAGACAACAACAACCAGGAGUCCGCACCAGACCAGGCCCUCGCCGACGUCAUCACGUCACACAACCCCACGGGUGAGUGGCGUGAGCAGUUGUCUCCUCUGGUGGCGUCUCUGAAGGAGUGCGUGGCUGAGGUGGGUGACCGUGCCCAGAAGUCCAUGACCUUCGUCCUUCUCCAAGAGGUGGUGUGCAGCAUCCCACAGGGCCUCUUCCUCCAGCAAAGACGUGACGUAGUUUUCAGUCAGGCGCUGUCAUCAUUGGCAUGUGGCUUUGUGAUGCGGCUCUAUGCGGGGCUGGAAGAUAAGGGCUUCCUGCAGCAGCUGCACCUGGUUGGUCUGGUGGCCCAGUUCGAGAGCCUGCUCAGUACUUACAGUGAAGAGAUUGGAAUGCUAGAGGACAUGGAGACGGGAAUAUCUGACCUGCACAGAGUCACGUUCAGAAUCACAGAGGCCAAGUCUGACGAUCCCUCAGACCUACAGCCGGUUGUCAGUGGCAGGCGAGACCACUACACUGUGGAGGUGCCGUUGCCACGGCAGUCAUUCCAGAUCAUCCCGCCUGAGCUGCGGGAGGGGAAGCCACUACAGGUGUACCCAGUGCUCUUUAACGUGGGCAUCAACGAACAGCAGACCAUCGCUGAGAGGUUUGGUGACAUUUCUUUACAAGAGCGGAUAAACCAGAGGAAUUUUGAAAUUUUAGAUGGUUACUUCAAGACACUGAGUGCCAAAGUGCCAUCAGAAUGUCUGCCCUGCUUUCAGACACAGAUGGAUGUGAAAGAAUUACUUGAAACCCUUGGCCAGAACGUUGUUACUAAGAAGAGGAAGAAUGUGGAAAUUCUCUGGCUUGCUGGAACGAUCUGCCGACGACUGAACGGCAUUCGCUUCACCAGCUGCAAAAGUGCCAAAGACCGGACGUCCAUGUCUGUCACGCUGGAGCAAUGUGCCCUGCUAAGGGACGAACACCAGCUCAAUAAGGACUACUUCAUCCGGGCCCUGGACUGCAUGCGGAGAGAGGGAUGCCGAAUUGAAAAUGUCCAAAAGAAUAUUAAGUGCCGCAAGUAUGCAUUCAACAUCCUGCAGCUGAUGGCGUUCCCCAAGUGCUAUCGGCCUCCUGAGGGGACUUAUGGGAAGGUGGACUCCUGAGAUGUGGGCCCAGAGCUGCAUUCCUGUGUCACUGACCACAGCCUGUUAUGAGCCGUGUGGGUGGGUGUGGUGGAUGUACAUUUUCUAAUGGCUUAAUGCAUCUAACACCCACCAGCAGCCACUGUUUCUGGAUCACUUCGGUUUAAAUCAAUUAUGUAUAUAUCAUUUCUGUUGCUUUUUAGUGUAUGUCAUUUUUAGUGUAUUUGAUUGUCUCUACUUUGUUGUGUUUUUGUACAGUCUGGGUUUAUAUUUCAUUGCUUGUGUUUGAUGGUUUUUCUUGGCAAUGUUCUGAACCCAAUCCAUUUUUGAUUUCACAGUAAAAUCAUAUCUCCCCAAAAA
Messenger RNA from Clupea harengus (Atlantic herring), 3026 nucleotides. It is a transcript of the gene inpp4b, whose product is annotated as inositol polyphosphate-4-phosphatase type II B. Gene Ontology annotation, cellular component: cytoplasm. Gene Ontology annotation, molecular function: phosphatidylinositol-3,4-bisphosphate 4-phosphatase activity. Bases 237 to 2687 code for a protein of 816 amino acids. NCBI's taxonomy places the organism in Eukaryota, Metazoa, Chordata, Actinopteri, Clupeiformes, Clupeidae. The record is from RefSeq and is a predicted model, not a curated record. The transcript is spliced from 18 exons.